Molecule: messenger RNA, 2123 nt
Organism: Theobroma cacao (cacao)
Lineage: Eukaryota; Viridiplantae; Streptophyta; Magnoliopsida; Malvales; Malvaceae
Product: UPF0496 protein At2g18630-like
Source: RefSeq, a predicted model, not a curated record
UACGUAGAUGAAAAAUAUCAGAGACUGAAACACUGUUGACUACUUCCCUCUUCUCUUUCCACUUUCUGACAAUUGUUUUCUCUUAUUUCCUUUACUUUCCCUUCCAGUUUCCUCACUUCUGCAACCCCAUCUCUUGCAUUACCUCAAUGCCCUUUUUAAAUCCUUUUUUUUCUGAGUUAUCGGUAAAUCAUUCAAUUCUAUUCAAGAUUGCUCCUUCAAUUCCAAUCAAGAUUUUGAGCUUGAUUGUCUGUGGUCAGCUUAGAUUUUUGAGUUUUAUUGUCUGCUAAGGAUUUCAAGCGAGAAGAAAUUAGGGAAACCAUAGAGUCUUUGGCUUUUCAGCUGAAAUUCAGGUACUUUAAACCCAUCCAUUUCUGGGAUGUUUGAAAGAUUUAAUCUUUUCACCUUUUUGGGAUAAUUAGUUUUCAUUCUCAUCUGGAUCUAGUUGGUAUCCACACGUGAAAACCAUCUCUGGGUUUUAAGAUCUUACCCAAGCUUUGCUGAUUUUGGGCAUUUUUUGUACUUCAAGAAAGUAUUGGCCGGUUUUACUCAUUUUAGAUCUUUGCAGUCUAUGGGUCACUGAAGUCUGAAAGGUCAUCACAUCUCUGCCAUUUUAUCUAGAAUUGACAUACUACAAGCUUUGGUCCUUAAGUCAAUUUCUACACUGAAAGCUAUAUCUAUAUAAUUUUCAUCUCAUCCUUUUCGUGAAAAUCACCUACCUCAAGGUCCAAAAGUGCUUCUGGAUUUUUAGGAUCUUCGCCAUUACGAUUUGAAUCUUUAUCAGCUAUGAUGGGAUGUCAAUCUAGCAAAACGAAAGGAGGUGAUCCAGAACCGUCCUCCCAAGUCAAGACCGAUUCUAAAUUAGAAGCUGACUUGAGCUCUUACGAGGCUGCUUGUAGACAUGAUCCAGCUUUGCAACAUUUUGAUGCAACCCUCCAUGAACGUACUAACCAUGUCAUCAGCACACUUGCUGCUGGUUUGGGGGUUUCAUCCAUAUCAUUCGACUCCCUCAAAGAGGUGACUGGUUGUCUUCUUGAAACGAACCAGGAAGUAGCCAAAAUCAUUUUAGAAAGUCAGAAAGAUAUAUGGGACAAUCCGGAAUUGUUUUCUUUGGUAGAGGAAUACUUUGAUAACAGUAAAAAGACUUUAGACUUUUGUACUGCUCUUGAGAAUUGCCUCAGACGUGCUCGAAACAACCAAUUAAUUAUUCAGUUGGCAGUUAGGAAGUUUGAGGAAGAGGUUGAGUUACAAGUUGGGACUGAUGGGAAGAAGUUUGUGAAGACCUUAGAAGAACUAAGGAAAUUUAAAGCAGCUGAGGAACCAUUCAGCAAGGAGUUCUUUCUACUGUUUGACUCUGUCCGAAGGCAGCAGGAAUCAAUGCUAGGGAAAUUGCUUGUUCGGAAAAGAAAGAUUGACAAGAAAUUGAAAUCUCUGAAAACAUGGAGGAGGGUGUCAAAUGUCUUGUUUGUAGCCACUUUUGUCUCUGUGUUGAUUUUUUCUGUGGUGGCAGCAGCCAUAGCCGCUCCACCUGUUGUAACAGCUUUGGCAGGUGCAUUGGCAGUUCCUAUUGGUUCAGUAGGAAAAUGGUGUAACUGGCUUUGGAAGCGCUACGAGAAUGAGCUAAAAGGGCAGAGAGAGCUAAUAACUACAGUGGAGCUUGGUGCUAGGAUUACAAUCGGUAACUUGGAUAACAUAAGAAUGCUUGUCGGCCGAUUGGAAAUAGAGAUCGAGUCACUGUUGCAUUAUGCUGAUUUUGCUCUUAGAGAAGAAGAUGCAGUGAAGCUUGCAUUUGAUGAGAUCAAGAGGAAGUCGGAAGAAUAUAUGGAGAUCAUUGAGAAAUUGGGUCGACAGGCUGAUAUGUGUAGCCGUGAUAUUAGGAAGGCAAGGGCAGUGGUUUUGCAGACAAUGACGAGACAGUCUGGCACGUCAACGACUGGAGACAGCCCUUGGGAACUCUAGAAAUGACAUAUCUCGCUGUGCUUAUGUUGUAUCUAUUUUGUGCUCUAGGUAAUGAAAUUCAUCCUCCAGUCGUGAGGUGACUCAAUUUGGAUUUUACCUAUAUAUAAUAAUUACAUUGUUGGCUUCUCAAAAAACAAAUAUAACAAUUACAUUGUUCAGCUGGUCUA